This is a messenger RNA of Mobula hypostoma (lesser devil ray), 3092 nucleotides long. Its product is annotated as potassium channel subfamily K member 3-like. Gene Ontology annotation, cellular component: plasma membrane. The record is from RefSeq and is a predicted model, not a curated record. The transcript is spliced from 3 exons. Gene Ontology annotation, molecular function: potassium ion leak channel activity; outward rectifier potassium channel activity; open rectifier potassium channel activity. The coding region runs from base 122 to 1249 and encodes 375 amino acids. NCBI's taxonomy places the organism in Eukaryota, Metazoa, Chordata, Chondrichthyes, Myliobatiformes, Myliobatidae. Gene Ontology annotation, biological process: stabilization of membrane potential; potassium ion transmembrane transport.
GCGACGGGGCUCGGUGGUGCUGAAAGACAGCUCCCCGCGCUGAGGGUGUGCGUUGCUGCUCCGCCGCGCCCUCCCGUCUUCUGCUGUGCACCAUGAGUCCAGCGGCUCCCGGAGCGGCGCCAUGAAGCGCCAGAACGUGCGGACCCUCGCCCUCAUUGUCUGCACCUUCACUUACCUGCUGGUCGGAGCCGCCGUCUUCGAUGCCCUGGAGUCCAAGCAGGAGACCUCGGAGAAGAAUAACCUGGAAGAGAGGAAGCGCGACCUCAUGACCAAAUACAACCUGAGCGAAAAGAAAUACGAGGAGCUCGAGCUUGUUGUCUUGAAACUCAAGCCUCAUCAGGCGGGGGUCCAGUGGAAAUUUGCUGGCUCCUUCUAUUUCGCCAUCACUGUGAUCACAACCAUCGGAUAUGGCCACGCUGCUCCCAGUACGGAUGGAGGGAAGAUUUUCUGUAUGUUUUAUGCCUUACUUGGGAUUCCACUUACCCUGGUCAUGUUUCAGAGCAUGGGCGAGAGAAUCAAUACAUUUGUCAAAUAUCUCCUGCACAGGAUCAAGAAGUGUCUUCGAAUGAAGCGAACUGAAGUCUCUAUGGCCAACAUGGUCAUCAUCGGCUUUUUCUCCUGCAUCAGCACCCUAUGCAUCGGGGCUGCUGCCUUCUCAUACUACGAGGACUGGACUUUUUUCCACGCGUACUACUAUUGCUUCAUUACUCUCACCACCAUCGGUUUCGGGGACUACGUGGCUCUGCAGAAACAUGACGCUCUUCAAAAGAACCCCCACUAUGUGGCGUUCAGUUUCGUCUACAUUCUGACAGGCCUGACGGUUAUUGGAGCUUUUCUCAACCUGGUGGUUCUGCGGUUCAUGACGAUGAAUGCAGAGGAUGAGAAACGGGAUGCCGAGCAGAAAGCCUUGCUCAUUAGGAACGGACAAACUACCAUCCGCACAACAGAAACCUCUGGAAACUUCCGCAACAUGUACGCAGAAGUUCUUCAUUUCCACUCCAUGUGUUCAUGCCUCUGGUAUAAGAGCCGAGAAAAAUUGCAUUAUUCAAUACCAAUGAUCAUCCCCAGAGACAUAUCGACGUCUGAUACCUGCAUCGAACAGAGCGAUGCAUCUCCAAAUAGGCUUCCAGAGACCUUUACUAAUGGGUGUGUGUGUAAUCUUCACAGGUCGACCAUUAGCUCUGUGUCUACAGGACUUCACAGUUUGUCUGCCCUCAAAGGAUUGACAAAAAGAAGAAGUUCUGUGUAAUAACGAUACAGUAAAUUUGUUUUAAAGUUGAUUAAUGGUACAGCAGUGAACGGGAAGGCAAGGUAAACCAAUAAUUUGAGUUUUAAGAGCUGAACAUUGAAGUACGAAGAAGACUGAAUAAAAGGCAUAAGACAAUGUGAAACAGCAGUUCCCAACUUUUUUAUGCCAUGGACUCAAUAUUAUUAAGCCGGGGGGUCUGUGGACCCUAGGUUGGGAAGCUCUGAAAGAUAACAGAAUUUAAAGGUUAGUGUAUGCUACAAGUAAUUGCACAACGUGUACUUGAAAAAGCAAAGGACUGUUCAUCACCUUUCCGAACGUGUGUAAGUAACCGAUGACUGCUGGGAUAAUUUUUUGAAUAUAGCCUGUGGCUUAUAUCAGGGAGUAUUUUCUGUGUUGCCAAUGGAGUGUCUAAUUCCCGGAAGGAUAAUUCUGGUUGCACACUUAAUCUGGAUGGUGAAUACUGAACGUCACACUGCAGACUGGAGAAAGAUGCAUGUGAAUUGAUGAAGGACCACCCCCUCCAACCCUCCACCACCUUAAAGUGAGAACUUUUGGUCUUAAAACUUGGCACAACGGGCAUCCCAUGACCAUCAAAGGAAUGCCACUCCGUCACUGUCAAACAUUGGCUUACCUCUAACGAACUUAAAUAGGCCUCACAAAUACUGAUUGUCAGCAUGUCAUAUUUUAAUAUGCGUUCAGUCUUAGUCAUGUGACCUCAUAGUCCAUCAUAUGGAAUUCAUUACUGAAUGAUUGAAUAUAACUGCUGAAACUUGCACAUGCCAAAUGAUCAGUGAGUUCCGGCUGGAUAUUUAUAGCAUUGAUCAAUGCCAAAGAAGCUAAGGUGGAUGAACAGAUUGCAUGAAUUCUGCAUGAGAAUUGUUAUAAAAUCUGCAUAUGGCAUCUGAAGAUGCCCUGAAGCAUGAUUGAUUGAAAAUCUAUCCAAUGACAUACAGUCAACCACAACAUAUUGUAAAUAUACAUAAUAUGUUUCUUUAUCAUUGGGUCUGGGAUCUUCCGAGAUAUUAUAAUGACGAACAGCAAGUGGUAUAGCCGUUGAUAUAAAUGUCAAGAUUACUUGAAAUGCAGGAAGAUACAAAGCACUGGGAAACUUCCGGUCAUUGCUUCCCCACCCCCAACAUUCCUCAUUCUUGUUUCCCUCUCUCAGCUUCUCUUCUUACUGGCCCAUCACCUCACUCAUUUGCAUCCCCCUUCCCUUUCUUCCAUGGCUUUUUCUGUCCACUCCUAUCAGAAACCCCCUUCUCCAGCCAUUUAUCUUUUCUACUAACGAACUUCCCAGCUCUUUACUUCACAACGCCCCCCCUCCAAGUUUCACCAGUCCCCUACCAGCUUGUGCAUUCCUCCCCUCCAACCACCUUCUUGAUCUGACUUCUUUCCCCUUCCUUCCCAGUCCUGAUGAAGGGUCCUGGCCUGAAAUGUCGACUGUUUAUUCCCCUCCAUAGAUGCUGCCUGACCUGUUGAGCUCCUCCAGACCAUUGUGUGUAAUUGCAGUGGGAUUAGUUUUAGGAUGCUUAAGGAAAAAGCAGAGACAUAUAAAUUGAACGGUUAUCUUCUGCACUGUGAAGUUUGUAUAGCUCCAAGGAAGUACAAGGAUUAAUACACACUGCUCAUAUCCAUAAUUGUUACUGAGCUUCUGCUAUUCAGUGCACACGUCCUAUGAAACAACAUCAUAAAAUAGCGACAUGUUUCCCUGUAGUAUGCUAUUAUGGAGCAUAUUUCCAUGAUGUAAUGAGAUAACUUAGCAGUCUCACUUGCUGUCUCACUUUGUUGUAUAUAAUGUAGUGCAUAAUACAAGUGUCCUGUAUUGCUGUUUAUUGAUUAAACC